UGACGCAGCCACGCGUGAACCCGCCACGGUGCGCUCGAGCCACGCAACAGUCUCAUAAUCCCCACCGGAAACCUACGGCUUCGCAUAUACCGGACCGGUCAGGCAUCAUUCAAGAGGGCUUCCAGCGGGCUUUUAACUUCACUUCACGUCUCUCCGCUGCAAAUAACCAUGAAGGGAAUGAUUCUCCAGCUCAGCCGCAGUCUGAGCCGUGCUGCCCCUGUUCUCCGACGCAGUGUCCACUCUGGGACACGUCCCGCCUCCACCGCCGCCUCCAAACUAAGGGCUGAACGCCCACUCACCUCAGAGGAGAUCUACGCCCGUGAGGACAAGCAUGGAGCGCACAACUACCAUCCCCUGCCUGUGGCCUUAGAGAGAGGGCAGGGGAUCUAUGUAUGGGAUGUGGAGGGCAAUCGGUAUUAUGACUUCCUGAGUGCUUACAGUGCAGUAAACCAGGGGCACUGCCACCCUAAGAUCAUAGCUGCUCUCAACGCCCAGGCCUCCAAACUCACCCUGACCUCCAGAGCAUUCUACAACAAUGUGCUGGGAGCCUACGAGGAGUACAUCACAACCAUGUUUGGCUAUGACAAAGUUUUGCCCAUGAAUACAGGUGUUGAAGGUGGUGAGACUGCCUGCAAGCUUGCCCGCAAGUGGGCUUACAAUGUAAAGGGGGUUCCCAAAAACAAGGCCAAAAUCAUUUUUGCAGAGGGAAACUUCUGGGGCCGCACCAUGGCAGCCAUCUCCAGCUCCACUGACCCCAGCAGUUAUGAAGGCUUCGGUCCCUACAUGCCAGGGUUUGAGAUUGUCCCAUACAACGACAUUCCUGCACUGGAGAAAGCCCUUCAAGACCCAAAUGUGGCAGCUUUCAUGGUGGAGCCCAUUCAGGGUGAGGCUGGGGUGGUGGUGCCUGACCAUGGCUACCUUACCAAAGUCAGAGAACUUUGCACCAAAUACAAUGUGUUGUGGAUUGCUGAUGAGGUGCAGACAGGUUUGGCACGAACUGGCCGGCGGCUGGCUGUGGACCACGAGGAAGUCCGACCAGAUAUGGUGAUUCUGGGCAAAGCUCUUUCUGGAGGAGUUUACCCUGUAUCUGCUGUGCUGUGUGAUGACGAGAUAAUGCUGACCAUCAAGCCCGGGGAACAUGGGUCCACAUAUGGAGGUAACCCUGUGGCCUGUCAGGUUGCUAUCGCUGCACUUCAGGUGCUCGAGGAGGAGAAGCUGGCAGAGAACGCUCAGAGGAUGGGAGAGCUGCUGCGCGCUGAGCUGAGCAAACUGCCCAAAGACAUUGUGACAACAGUCAGAGGAAAAGGCCUCCUCAAUGCGGUCGUCAUCAAGGAGACCAAAGACUACGAUGCUUGGAAGGUGUGCCUACGUCUCCGUGACAACGGACUGCUGGCAAAGCCCACCCACGGCGACAUCAUCCGCCUGGCCCCUCCCCUCAUCAUUAAAGAGCACGAGCUGCAGGAAUGUGUCGACAUCAUCCAGAGAACCAUCAUGUCCUUCUAAACAACAGCAGUUCAACUAUUCAGUAACACACAAACAUCCUUCAAACUGAUAAUCCACAUUAGGUGAAGCUAACGCCUAUCAACAACUCAUUCUAAACAGUAAUUAGUAGCUUUUAUUUUCAUGUUUGUUUGUUUCUUUUGUUUUUUUCAAAGUUAGGGGACGUUACUGUAGAAAUACAGUAUGCAGAGACUGUGUAUAGAGUGUGCAUCUAUGAGGACACAUUUGAAACCUUGAAAACUGCUGUAAAGAAAAGGGUUCUUUUUAGACUGCCUCAGGAAAGACUGCAACACAGCCGGACAACAUCAGUGGUUAUUUUAAUUGUUCUGCAUAUGUUUUUACACUGAAUUCAUAUAAAUAGAUGGAUUUCAAAAUGCUUCUUUCAGAUUUUUUGCUGGCAACGAGUGAUGUAAAUAAUAAGAUUUGUGUUUUUAAUGAAGCCUUUUAAUUUUCAAAAAGGAUAAGUGGGUUUACCAGUGAAGUAAGGUUGAAGUUACAAAGAUUUUGUUCUGUUUCCUCAGCUGAGGCACGCACUUUUGUGUGGGACUUUUCUGUCAUACUUUAGUUUACUAGAGUAGCAUAGAUGAUAGUUUUUUUCAAAUGGAUUAGCUACUGCUGCCUGCUAACAUAAACCUUGUGCAUCUUAUGUAAAAGGUCAGUUAUAUUAUUAUUGCAUAGUACUUUUAAUCUCAAGAGCAGGGGUUCACACACACACACACACACACACAUCUUUAAAAGGCCUUAAUGUAUUUGGAGGUUUCAGUUUCGAGGUAUAGAAAGAUUCUGUGAAAACUUCGUAAUUGCACUAAAACUGACGAUGCUAAAAGUUCAAGCCAUUUUCAUUUUCAGUACAAAUAAGACUACAGAACGUAUGAAGCCUUUUCAUUUUAAUUUAAGAUAUGUUACGACUGCUGCUGUGGAAGAAAUACUUCCUGGAAAUUGUAAUCCUUGAAGAACUUAAAUGCUGAAACAGAACAGAUAACAUUUUACUCUGUUAUGUAAUUGGAUAUAUUUAUUUACACAAGGAAUUUGCUGUGUGUUAAGGAUAAUGUGUGUUGGGAGGACUCGUGCUGCUAGCUGGUUACGGUGAAGUAUUUACAGUAUCUGUACUAUGUUUGAACUUUCAGGUGAAUGUUUUAACUGUUGUAAAACAAUGUAAAGCCUAAAUCACCUUUAAGUUGUUACCAAACCCAUUGUUCCUCAAAUAAAUUAGUGCAGACUCAA
Messenger RNA from Toxotes jaculatrix (banded archerfish), 2724 nucleotides. RefSeq names its product ornithine aminotransferase (gene oat). The transcript is spliced from 10 exons. Gene Ontology annotation, cellular component: cytoplasm. The record is from RefSeq and is a predicted model, not a curated record. Bases 169 to 1503 code for a protein of 444 amino acids. Gene Ontology annotation, molecular function: identical protein binding; pyridoxal phosphate binding; L-ornithine transaminase activity. Lineage: Eukaryota; Metazoa; Chordata; Actinopteri; Toxotidae.